CCAGAGCUCCGUUCGCGUGGGGGGUCUUCAGAAAGCCCACGUACGGCCAGGAUUGGUCCAGGAAGUCCAAGUAGCAGAACAGACUGAUGAUUUCCGCCCACCUCAGCAUACGGCCAGAGUUGUGGGAGUCUAAUUAAUAGCUGUCACAGCAGCCACAAUCAAUAUGGCCUCAUUAGCCGUGUUUGUGCAGCUCUCCCCACUCACAGGGGGUGAACACAUAACCCCAGACUUAUAAAUGCACCAGCCAGAGUUGAACUGGGAGCCGCAAGCCAUCGAUCGGAGGGAGACGAAGUGUAUGCAUCUGUCAUCCAGCUGAGGUUUACUUCUGUAGAGAUUGUGCUUUCGCUGAAUGGAGGAAAAUAGAAUACAGGGUGACCACAGCACUUACUGGUGUGGUCAGUGCUGGUAAAUCCACAAGGCACUCAUGUUUGCUAGUAAAACAAUCGACUGGUGGGUUUUUACUGUGGAUGCUUGUCGUGUCCAUGAGUAAACUGAACAGUGGCGAAGCAGUCAAAUGAUCAUAUCAUGUCUCAUCAUGUGUCAAAGGCAAGUGUGAGGACAGUCAUCCAGGUCAUUUUUUUAUGGUCCGCAGCAGCAUUAAACAUAUGAUUGGUCUGUAGUUCAAUAUGAAAGUGCAGUAAAAUUUAGCAUGCCAUGAUCAUGACCCACUAAAUGGCGUUUGAAAAUACUGAUGAAAGAGAAUUUAAUAAAACCCAAUAGUCUAUAAAUAGAUGAUGCAGUAGAAUCUUGUUUGGAGGAACUUUUAUGGAAGAGAAGACUUUGAGAAAGGACACCUUUGGAGAGUUUUCAAGGGGCCCUAUUAUGUUUUACUUUCUACAGUAAAAAAAACAACUCAGAUACAAAUAGAGUGACCCCGCAUCAAACCACAAGUCAGUCAAAAGUCAGUAUUUUCAAAGAUAUACAGUACAAGUAACAUCUGACUUACGACCAGGAUCGGGAUCCAACCAACCGGUCGUCAGUCAGAUUGGAUGUAAGUCGAGGUACUACUGUAGUGGUAGAUGGCUGUCUGAGAGUGAGAUGCUGGGAUACUGUGCUGCCAUAACUGUCGUACGCGUUGCCGGGCUGCUACGUGCUGCGGUGCCAGACAUUGAAGAAAAAAAAAAAAGCAUCUGCUGGUCAUGGUCGUAAGUACGGGUGGACGUAAGUCGAGCAGGUCGUAAGUCGAAUGUCAAUUGUAUCUAGUUUAAGUCUGCAAAAUGGCCGCCCUUCUUGAAGUGCUAUGUGAUAUAGUCACAAGUACAACAGAAAUACUCUGUGCCCACGACUCCGUUCUGCUUUCAAGUAAUCAUUGAUAUGAAUCACCGCAGCAUUUAGAACAGUUUAAACAAACCUGUCCACGUAAUGAGUUCUGUAGGCUAAAUGAAUCUGAGAAACAGAAAACUUGCGCACUUACGGAACUUUGCGCUUUCACGCCUCAUCUUUGCUUUCGCGUCUGCACGCCAAGGUCGUCUUGCUAACAACUGUAGAUAACAUACCCUUUAACAUCUCAGAGCUCAGUCAUGGCUAUGUUACACGUACGUCGGCUGGUUUGCUGAGGUACCAGUGUCACAGCUGCCUGGACUGAUUCAUCAUCCGGCUGCUCCACAAAAGAUGAAGGCAGAAAGCUCUUUGGUGUCAGUGUGAAGUGACAGGAAAUGAACACCGUAAUAACAGAUUACAGACUUGAGAAACAAGAUUAUACUGUGACAUCUGAGUCCACCUAAAUGCUCGGAUUAUCUGUGGUGUCAAAGUAGGAAAUGGACGGAAAGAUCCAUUUAGAGAAAUUUGUGAAAGUGUCUUCCCAUUUGCAAGAGUGAAAAUCAACCUUGUCUCUCAAGUUAAAUGGAAGGAAAGAGCAGGAGUGGCGGCUGAGAGGGUCGAUGAGGGCGUCGGAUGGAGAUGGAGAUGAGUUUUAGUGAGGGGGAGCCCGUUCCGGUUGCAGACACAUCUUUAGCCCCAUCUACAUUGUGAAACAGAGGAGUUGGAGCAUGACUGAACACUCAUCAAAUAAUAAAUCAAUUAUGAAUGAACACAAUAUGACAAAACAAGUUCUGAGUGGUGUCAAAAUUAAUUAUUAAAAUGAGAUUAAUUGAGUUUUUAACCUUGAAUUGAAGUCAAAGAGCCUCAGCUGUUGCAGUGUUGGACUUGUAGUAUGUGUUACAGGAGUUUCUUUACACCUUGUGAAGCCAAAAUGGACAGAAACUCAGUUCACCUCAUGCCAACUAAUCCACUAGAACGAGUCACGGGGUCAUCUCUUCAACGCCUCCAGCAGAGGGAGAACUUCAAAUGAAGAGAUGUCAUCAGCAGAGCACACGGACAUGAUUUCCACUGAGGAGGAUGCAAGAACCUUAUUUCUCUGACGCCUGUGAAUGUGUCCUCCAGACCAGAUUGUCCUAUCAGCACAUGAAGUACCUGUUCUUCUCCUGGCUGGCAGUUUUCGUGGGCAGCUGGAUUGUGUACGUCGAGUAUUCCUCCUACACAGAGCUCUGCCGCGGUCAUGACUGCAAAAAAUCAAUCUGUGACAAAUAUAGACGGGGAGUGAUUGACGGUUCCGCGUGCAGCAGCUUGUGCGACAGAGACACGCUGUAUUUGGGCAAAUGCUUUACUGCCAAUCCCAACAGCCAGGUGUACUCAGGGAGUUGGGGUGACCUGGAGGGGGUCAUUAAAUGCCAAAUGGAAGAGCAUCAUCCUCAUUUUGAUCUGGGGACUGAAGUGGAGCCCAAGAAGGAGGCCCCAGCCUUCAACAAGCCAACCAAGGGGACGUCAGUGGAGAAGUUCAGGGAGAUGAUCCUCAACCAUCUCAAGGCGAAGGUCGGGGAUGAUCAGGCCAACAUAGCUGCCUUGGCCAAUAAUGUUUUGGCCAUAGCAGAUGCCAACAGAGACGGACACAUCUCACUCCCAGAGGCUCGCUCUACAUGGGCUCUGCUGCAGCUCAACGAGUUCUUGCUGAGCCUGGUUCUCCAAGACAGGGAGCACACACCAAAACUACUGGGCUUCUGUGGAGACCUGUAUGUGAUGGAGAAAGUCCCAUACUCUCCCCUGUAUGGUAUCAGCCUGCCCUGGAUCAUGGAGGUGUGGAUCCCUGCAGGACUGCGCCGCAGCAUGGACCAGUGGUUCACUCCCUCCUGGCCACACAAAGCCAAAAUCUCCAUCGGAUUACUGGAGCUGGUGGAAGAUGUUUUCCACGGCAUGUUUGGCAGUUUCGUCAUGUGCGACGUUCGUGCUGCCACUUUUGGAUACACUGACAAACAUGACCUGAAGGUGAUGGACGCACGCUACAUAGUUCCAGAGACAAUCUUCGUUGAGGACAUCAGGCAGCAGAAGUGUGACGUGGAUGAGGAUUGCCUUUAUGGCGCCGACUGCCUCACGUCCUGUGACCUCACCAAGCACCGUUGCACCCCUGAGGUCAGCAGACCAAACUUGGCCAAAGCCUGUGUGACUCUUAAAGACUACAUCCUCCGAGGAGCCCCAGCCGAUGUGCGAGAGGAGCUGGAGAAGCAGCUGUACGCUUGCAUCGCCCUGAGAGGCUCCACCGAACAGACGGAGAUAGAACACUCGCUUAUUCUGAACAACCUCAAGACUUUGUUAUGGAAGAAGAUUUCUCACACAAAAGAUUCCAAAUAAUAUCACAAAAUAAACAUACAAUAUGUUACAGGGUCCGAGGUUAACUAAUCAUCACCUCUAAAAAGAAGCUGGUUUUCCAAGAAUGACUUUGCUUUCUGAAAGGAGACUCAAAAUAAAGGCAUUAAAGUACCUGUGAUAUUUAACUUUGCUAUACCAUUUAUAAUGGACGUAAAUCUAUUGAAAUAAAAUGGUGAUUCUUGAGUUGUACUGUGCUAAAACUGACAUCUAGUGGUGAUACAGAGAAGUUGCGGCAAGCGAGAAUUAAACUGUUUCGCAGCGACGCUGCAGUAGCAGUGUAUCAGAUUAUUUUCAGUAGGAAAAUAAUUUAUGGGUGUUUUGAGUCCCAGCACAACACGUUUCUCAGAGGCAGUGUUGACUUGAUCAACAGAACUGAAGUUCACCAACAUCUUGUGGCAGAUCUAGAGCCUACAGUUACCAGCAUAUUCUGAAAAGUCAGCCCUGACAUUAAAGUGAUAGAAAACGUUUUUAGGAAAAUAAAAAACACUGACUUGGCAGUGAAGUGGUACUUGCUCUCCAAUGCACUGGCCUUCUUGAAGCCCGUUUUGCAGAAGCCAUUCAAACCAUUCUAGGCUCUAUAGCACCACCAAAUGGUUCAUAGGAGUCAGGCUCUGACAUCCAUUAGAAAACAAGACCUUCACAUUUCAGAACAUGAAGAUGAGGCAAAAACAGCUCCAGUCUUUUUGAUACAUUUAUUAGAACAAAUCUGCAUAAGGACAAUGCAGUUGGGAUCCUUAAUCUGCAUCUUCCUUCUCCUGAGCCCUGAGGAAGCUGGCCUUCUUCUGGGCGACACGGUCCUUCCUCUGAGCCAGAGAGAGCUUGGCGCGGUUCCACCUGAGCCAGACAAAGCCUGUUAGCAUCAAACCACUAACACUUCUAUCACAAUCACAGCCCCAAUCCGCAUACACAUAAGUUCAAUUUUUCUAGCAUUGUGCUUCUAGAAACCAAACAGUACAAAUAUCUCACCUCUUCUUCGUGACCUCUUUAGCGGGCUUCUUUUCAUGUACUGGGUUCUCACGAAUGGCUGCAUGAGCCUUCUUGUACAUCUCCUCAACCUAAAGUAAAUGGAGUCACUGAUGAGAAUGCCAGCCGAAACUGAUCAUCAUUGAGGUCUUCAAUCUGACGCCAUGAUUUACAGUCGAUCAAGUUGAGUUUGAGGAAUAAAAGCACUUACGGAAUCAGGUGUGAUGCCGUUCUUGAUGAAGCGGGAGAACUGCUUCUUGUAAGCGUCCUCAUCCUCCUCCAUCAGCAGGCUCAUGUACUCGGACACAUUGAUGCCGAGGAUGUGCUUGCGGUGAACCUCAGCGUUGAACUCCUUGCUCUCAACAUCAUAGCCAGGGAAGCGUUUGGUGCUGGAAAACAGUUGAUCGCAACAUU
Messenger RNA from Synchiropus splendidus (mandarinfish), 5019 nucleotides. RefSeq names its product divergent protein kinase domain 1A-like. The record is from RefSeq and is a predicted model, not a curated record. NCBI's taxonomy places the organism in Eukaryota, Metazoa, Chordata, Actinopteri, Syngnathiformes, Callionymidae. The coding region runs from base 2338 to 3624 and encodes 428 amino acids. The transcript is spliced from 5 exons.